Bursaphelenchus xylophilus (pine wood nematode) is the source of this 1314-nucleotide messenger RNA. The record is from the annotation of a GenBank genome assembly. Lineage: Eukaryota; Metazoa; Nematoda; Chromadorea; Rhabditida; Aphelenchoididae.
AUGAUUGGUUGUAACGCCGCUGAAGUUGCAAUGCUCUUGACUUGUCUAGACCGUUUGGUGUGUGUGGCGAAGCCUGUGGUGUAAGUUCGCAUAUGCCAGAUUCUUAUAUCGAGCCAUUGCCAACGUUCUAUAUCUCAUAUUUUCUUUUACGUUUUUUUAAAAGUGUGUAGAUUUUUUGUCGCAAGCAAAGGAGACAAUCUAACCUGGUCUGGGCGGAUUAGAAAAAGCCCGGGCCAAUUAGCUGACCAACAGGGCACAUUCGGGCUUUCGCCGGGCCAAGCCUAGGCAAAUUUGAAACCGCCCGAGGACCGGCCUGACCACUUCGUUCUGCGGGCCGGGCUGCAAAAAUCUGCCCGGCCAAAAAAACUGGUAGGAAAUAGUGAAUCGCGCGGUGCACCGCGACAAAAUGUCUACGGACUCUCUUAAAAUCGUAAAGUUAGUCUGUCCGGAAAAUAAUGUGGAUUUUUUGCGCCUUCGAAAUGCCCAUCAUUGCUCUCCGACGGCCUAGCCGCGGCUGGAAAUAUGGUGUGCGACGAAGCGAUCGCGCGUCGUAUAUUUUGCCGCAACAAAUCCACAUUAUUUUCCCGACAGACUGAUAUUUCUAAUGGCUUGAGGUUUGUUCCGAAAACGUCUGACUUUCAGUCAAUACAACGACCUCCAAGUAUCGUACUUUUAGAUACCGCCGAAUUCCUUGUGCCGUCGCCCUGCCAAUGUACAUUCUUCUUUCUGUUGGCUUCGGCGUUUGGGCUAACUACGCAUCCUACCAGAGUAUUCAGUUGAUGCGACACAAUCUCACCGUAUGUACGCUGGCUUCCUGCUAUGGUGAAGCAAUGGCGUCAAUAAUCGGCGCUAAUGGGUUGAUGAAUUUAGCGAUGAUGGGGAUUUACGGCUUGAUUUGGCUGACCGUCAAAAAGAUUUCGAAAAAGAGGGCCUCCGGGAUGCUGCGAUCAAUCGGUGCCGUUACAUUUUGCGUUGUUGGAGGCUGGUUGUUGACAAUGGUGUUGUUCAAGGUCUUCCUCGCUCUUGAGAUCCCGAUUCCAGAUGGCUUAAUCUUGUAUUUUGGGUUGUUUCUCAACAUCUCAAUAGCAUUAAAUUACCCCAUCUACUUUUUUAUGAGGUAUGAAGUGUCUAAAGGCCACAGACGGCUGUAUUUCUAAUUUCAGCACCCAGUAUCGGGCAGCUUUCAAGGAGCAGCUCAACUACCUCUGUUGCCGAGCCAUUUUCAGGACAACGAUUCACGGCGUUUCCAACCACAGCCAAAUAACCCAAACAAACAAGACCAGGCAAACUCAAUAUUCCUCAAAUGAAGGCUAA